Molecule: messenger RNA, 978 nt
Organism: Camellia sinensis
Lineage: Eukaryota; Viridiplantae; Streptophyta; Magnoliopsida; Ericales; Theaceae
Source: RefSeq, a predicted model, not a curated record
AUGAGAAAGAUCAAGACUCUACUGUUUGAUAGGAGAAUUGAUAUGGUUUUGAUGCAAGAAACCAAGAGGUCAAGCUUGAACAAUCUGGUGGCUAGAAGUUUGUGGCCAAGAGAAAAGAUGGAAAUCAUGGCAGUGGAUGCAAUAGGUGCGGCAGGUGGAUUGUUAUGCAUAUGGGACCCUGAUGUUUUUCAACUUUCAGAAUGCUGUAGCAACAAAAACUUCAUCUUGCUUUCAGGUACCAUUCUGAAUUCCUUUGAGUGUGUUAUCUUAAAUGUCUAUGCCCCAAAUGAUAUUAUGAGGAGAGGUAAGUUAUGGGAGUCCUUGUUGUAUUUAAAGUCCAUUUUCCCAAAACCAUGGUGUCUAGGUGGUGAUUUCAAUGAGAUCAGAAAUUUGGGGGAAAGAAUAGGAAGCUCAAGGAGGGAUAGGGGCAUGAAAGAGUUUAAUGAGUUCAUAGAUAGAUGGGAGGUGAAUGAUCUGCCCAUGGUAGGGAGAAAAUUUACUUGGUAUAAUGCUCAUGAUGGCCACAAAUGGAGUAGAAUUGAUAGAUUCCUUCUUAGCCCUGAGUGGAUUGAAAGAUAUAGAUACAAACUGUGGGGACUGCCUAGGUUGGUUUCAGAUCAUUGCCCGAUAGUGCUUAUGGAAGAUGAGAGGGACUGGGGUCCUAAACCUUUCAAAUUCUUAAAUGCCUGGUUAUUGCAUCCACAAUUCACAUCUUUUGUGGAGAAUACAUGGAAGGAGUUACAGAUUCAAGGGAUUGCUGGGGUCAUUCUGCUAAGGAAAUUACAAGCUUUAAAGAUGGUACUAAAACAAUGGAAUAAAGAAGUAUAUGGUAAUACUGCAGCUCAACUAAAAGCAUCAGAAGAUAAACUGAAUACACUUGAUUUGAGGGCUGAGGUAAAACCUCUGGAGGAUGCUGAAAUCAAACAAAAAAGUGAGGCAAGGAAUGAGAUGUGGAGAUUAAGUAGAAUGCUGGAAUAG